AUGCGCGGAGUGUCGAUGCCGUCGCACCAAUUCUCCACCCUGGCUUCUGAGUACCUGCAUGCCCGUGGCGAUCCGAACCAAGGCGCCUUGAUGGAUGAGCUCGCUGCUUGCUGUCGCGCGUACACUCGCAUUGUCCUGCGCUUGCGCGCUCAGGCGGAGGCAGAGGCCCGCAAUCCAUCCCCUGCUGUUGUUGCUGCGUCCCAGGCAGCCAGCCCGCCGCCGUCACGCCGUGCUCCUUCAUUGCAGCGCGGUAACUCCCGUGCCUCCAGCCGAGCACCUUCGCAGUCGCCUUCGUAUACCGCGACAAUCCAGGCACCGAUACGCGCUGCGCAGUCGCCGCUCUUUCGUCUUAGGCGUGCACCGCUAAUCCAAGUGUUCGUGCCUUCGCCGGAAGGUGACUGGCUGUCUGAUGACAGCAUACUUGCAUGCGAGGGUGAACUCAAGAAGGCGGGUGUGGCGCAUCUGCUGCGGGCUGGAGAUGUAGUAUGGGACGUGGCUGUUGGCGACGAGGGCAACAUCGGGAGAAUGGUCUGGGACGGGGCAUACCUUGUUGACCUGGACUUCACGUGGUCACGCAUAGGCGAUCUUCCGAAGUACUUGCCAACACUUGCAUUCCCACCUUCGUACUUCCAUCGCGUCAUUCGCACCCAAGGCAGUGGAAACCCAAUCUGCCAUAUCGACAUCGCGCCAUGGGGCGAAGACAUAGCGUCAAACCUGCAGUUGCUUCAGGACAGGGUGAAAACCGAAACACCACAAGGGAACCACCACACGGUUGUUCGCUGGGUCCACCGCUCCUCUUUCACGAUCAUGCCGCCGGCGCCCAACAAACCUCUGCGCAUCCCUCCUAUGCCACACGUCGGGCCAGGGCCGAGCCACGGCGUGUGGCUUGUUGAUCCGGGCUGGUACGGUCGAGUCAUCGUAGAGGCGGAAGGGACAAACGAGGGUCUAGCAGACCUGCAGGUACGCUGCGGACGUGCUUUCCCCCCGCGAGCGGUGGGUGCGCGCGCGGGCGGUGAACAAGCUACAGAGGAGCGUAGUUUUGUAUUCAGGAUAUUGAGGGAGAGAAGCCGACCUGGUGAAAUAUGGAUCCGGACUGUACGAGACAAAGAGCGGCUACGGUGA
This is a messenger RNA of Rhodofomes roseus, 1122 nucleotides long. RefSeq lists its product as uncharacterized. NCBI's taxonomy places the organism in Eukaryota, Fungi, Basidiomycota, Agaricomycetes, Polyporales, Fomitopsidaceae. Bases 1 to 1122 code for a protein of 373 amino acids. The transcript has 4 exons. The record is from RefSeq and is a predicted model, not a curated record.